This is a messenger RNA of Cornus florida, 1298 nucleotides long. Its product is annotated as target of rapamycin complex subunit LST8-1-like. The transcript has 11 exons. Lineage: Eukaryota; Viridiplantae; Streptophyta; Magnoliopsida; Cornales; Cornaceae. Gene Ontology annotation, biological process: TOR signaling; regulation of actin cytoskeleton organization. Bases 108 to 1061 code for a protein of 317 amino acids. Gene Ontology annotation, molecular function: protein binding. Gene Ontology annotation, cellular component: TORC1 complex; TORC2 complex. The record is from RefSeq and is a predicted model, not a curated record.
CACUCUCUUUAAAGCCUCCUCAUUAUGUAAAUUACAUAAAUUUUCGUCACGGAGCAUAAAAGUCAAUCGAAUGACUCUCUGCUCCGAUAGAGAAUUGGAGAUUAGAGAUGACUCAACAUCCAUCAGUGAUCCUCGCGACGGCGAGCUAUGAUCGCACAAUUCGGUUCUGGGAAGCCCAAAGCGGUCGAUGUUAUCGUACCAUUCAAUACCCAGAUUCUCAAGUUAAUAAGCUGGAAAUAACCCCGGAUAAGCAGUACCUGGCUGCAGCUGGAAAUCCUCACAUUCGACUCUUUGAAGUUGAUUCAAACACCCCUCAACCUGUCGCGAGCUAUGAUUCGCAUACUAAUAAUGUCACAGCUGUUGGGUUUCAAUGCGAUGGAAAUUGGAUGUAUUCUGGUUCUGAAGAUGGGACAGUAAAAGUUUGGGAUUUGAGGGCUCCGGGUUGUCAAAUGGAAUAUGAAAGUCGUGCUGCGGUUAACACUGUUGUUCUUCAUCCUAAUCAGACAGAGCUAAUAUCUGGGGACCAAAAUGGAAAUAUACGCGUUUGGGAUUUGACGGCAAAUUCAUGCAGCUGUGAAUUGGUACCAGAAGUGGAUACAGCUGUGAGGUCUCUGACAGUUAUGUGGGAUGGAAGCUUGAUUGUUGCUGCAAAUAACAAGGGGACAUGCUAUGUUUGGCGUUUGCUGAGGGGAAACCAGAUGAUGUCCAACUUUGAACCACUUCAUAAACUACAAGCACACAAUGGUUACAUUUUGAAGUGCUUGCUGUCACCAGAGUUGUGCGAUCCCCAACGAUAUCUGGCAACUGCAUCAUCUGACCAUACAGUUAAAAUAUGGAAUGUUGAUGGCUUCACCUUAGAAAAAACUUUAACUGGACAUCAACGGUGGGUUUGGGAUUGUGUCUUCUCUGUUGACGGUGCAUUCCUAAUCACAGCUUCCUCCGAUGCAACAGCUAGGCUUUGGUCAAUGGCAGAUGGGGAAGCCAUGAGAGUGUACCAAGGGCACCACAAGGCAACGGUGUGCUGCGCCCUUCACGAUGGAGCUGAACCUUCACCUUCUUGAAUGCAGCAUUCAGUAAUUUUCUUUUUUUUGUACAGAAUUGUAAGCAUUGUGGAGACAUUAUUUUAUUGCCUUGUAUUAUUAUCAUAUAAAUAUAGGGGUUGUUUGGUUUAGUUUUAAGAACUUUGAAGGAGAUACAAGUUUUCUAAGAACUAAGAAAAGACUGUUUUCUGAAUUUGAGAACUUGUGAUUUUAUUAUCCACUUAUGUGACAAUUAUUGAUAUAAAUAUCUUAAAUUAA